Messenger RNA from Saccostrea cuccullata (small rock oyster), 1152 nucleotides. RefSeq lists its product as uncharacterized. Bases 154 to 933 code for a protein of 259 amino acids. The transcript has 4 exons. The record is from RefSeq and is a predicted model, not a curated record. NCBI's taxonomy places the organism in Eukaryota, Metazoa, Mollusca, Bivalvia, Ostreida, Ostreidae.
CGGAAGAAAGUGAUCUAAGUUUUUUCCUUCAACAGGAAAGGUGGUCUCGUUCGAUAUGAUUCAGACAUAAAAAUAACACAUACACACGCACCGAUUAAGUCAUGUUUUAUUUUCAAUGUGAUUUAAUUCUAAAUCUGAUAUUGACUUUGAAAGAUGGGUCCAAAAGACUUUGUUAUGCAAGGACUUAGUAACCUUAAUCUUCAAAAGUCAGGAAUAGAUUUCAAGAGUAUAAGUCUUUCACAACAUCGGCGACCAGUUCAAAGCUAUCAAAGAAUGGACAACGAUUCUUUUUUCAACACAACAUCAAAUGACACCCUGAUUAAUAAUGCAACAACAACAAUGUCUUCUAGUACCAAAAUCUGGGAUAAACCCAACAGUAAAGGCUUUCUGGCCGUGACGAUUCCUCUCCUGAUAUCGGGGGUGGUUGUCGUCUUAAUCCUUAUUGUAGUUUGUGUUCGCUGCAGGAAGAAAAGAGAGACAUAUUACGGGGAAUCUUAUGACUUUUCCCUAGUGGACCAGUCUAUCCAAGCAAACCAGUCAUCUAUAAUAGGACACGGAAUAGUAAUGGCACAAGGAACAGAAUACCGCGAAACGGAGUAUCACGAAAUUGGUAACUUAGAAGAACCAGCAAACCAAAUGGACGACAAUCAAAAUGGCGUACUGAGGUUCCACGAAGAUGAACACGUGGAAGGACCUGCAGACCAAAUGGACUACAAUCAAAAUGGCGUUCUGAAGUUCAAAGCGGAUCAGCAGCAGGAUGAGGAAGAUCAUUAUGUAGAACCGUGUAGUGAGAAAGAACUAUCGGAAAAGUUAGAAUCUUAUCCAAUGCCAAACACAUACGUGAAUGAUUACUUUUCUGUUUGUCAUUUAGGACAGUCGCCGUAUUUUGUAUUGGAGCCUGGACUAGAACCAAGAUAUGUUAAUGAAAGGUGAAUGAUGCUCACGUCUUUGAUAUCCAGUUUACAAAUAAUUAAUAUGUGUUGUUGUUGUUUGCAUUAACGAAUAUGUUCAAGUUCCAUGAAUUUUGUAACAUCAUGAUAUACCAGGUAAAACCCUAAAAUUGCAAGGUCGUCAUAGUUUUAUUUUGAUUUUUGAUUUUUUUUUCCAAUUCUUUCUGUAAUAAAAUGUUGCCGAUUGUUUCAUUUUGAUUUC